AUGGUAGCAUGGGCUAUCUGGAUCAUGUUAUGUGGAAAGUGUUUGGAUAAUGCACUUCAUCAACUUGUUGUUGCUGCAUCUGGAUCAUCUGCCCUUCAACUUAAACAAGCCAAGGCUUUGCAGGAGAUUGGGUGGUGGCCGUCCACUACUGCCCAAGCAAGUAGUAAUUAUUCAAGUGUUGCCACUGGGAUGUUGAAACUCAACUUCUCUUUAUUCCCAAACUUAGACAGGCUUGAUCUUAAUGGGAACAACCUUACGGGGCUCAUCCCACUUGAGAUAGGGAUGUUGAAAAAUCUAACCUAUUUAGACCUUUCUUCGAACAUGCUCGUCGGUCCAAUCCCUUCCACUCUUGGCAAUUUAACUAAUUUGGAAUAUUUAGAACUUAGUCAGAAUAAAAUCAAUGGAUCCAUUCCCUCCGAAAUAGGGAUUUUGGUUCAUUUAACUAAUUUAAAAUGUUUACAUCUUAGUAUUAAUCAAAUCAAUGGAUCCAUUCCCUUCGAAAUAGGGAUUCUAAAAAAUCUGACCAUUUUAUACCUUUCUUUCAACAUGCUCAUCGGUCCAAUCCCUACCACCCUGGGUCAUUUAACUAAUUUGGAAUAUUUGUCCCUUCAUCAUAACAAAAUCAAUGGAUCCAUUCCCUCCGAAAUGGGGAUGCUUAAAGAUUUGAACCUCUUUAACCUUAGCCAUAACUUUAUUAGUGGAGAAAUACCUAGCGCACUUGGGACUAUUGCCCCUCUAUGGAGCAUGGAUCUUAGCUACAAUAAUCUUACGGGCAACAUUCCCUCUUCUCUCAUUGGUAUACAUAGACUCGACUUAUCACAUAAUUCUUUUGAGGGCCAAAUUCCGGACGAUUAUGCUCUGUAUUAUACCUCCAACACAUUAUAUGGCAAUAAGGAUUUAUGCGGUCAAUUCAAGAUUUUCCCUCCAUGUCCAAAAGGUAAAAAAUCAAUCAUAACCAAAAUAGAAAUUUUUGCACCCAUCACCAUUUUCCUCGGAUUGCUGGUUAUUGGGGGCGGUAUUCUCUUGUCUCGUUGUGUGUUCAAGAAAAAUCAAAUUGAGUUUAGGGGAUCAAAGAAUGGAAACAUAUUCUCGAUAUGGAAUUAUGACGGAUCUAUUGCAUAUGAAGACAUUAUUGAAGCAACCGAGGAUUUUGAUAUCAGAUAUUGCAUUGGAACUGGUGGUUAUGGUAGCGUUUACAGAGCAGAAUUACCAAGCAGAAAUGUGGUUGCAUUAAAGAAACUUCAUCAAAGAGAGGCUGAGAAUCCAGUUUUCUAUAAGAGUUUUAUAAAUGAGGUGAGGGUGUUAACAGAGAUUCGACAUCGAAAUAUUGUGAAGCUGCAUGGGUUCUGUGUACAUAAAGGAUGCAGAUUUUUAAUUUAUGAGUACAUGGAAAGGGGAAGCCUAUUUUGUGUCCUAAGAAAUGUUGAUGAAGCUAUGGAAUUGGAUUGGAGCAAGAGGGUAAACAUCAUCAAAGGCAUAGCACACGCCUUAUCUUACAUGCAUCAUGAAUGCAUCCCAACAAUUGUUCAUAGAGAUUUAUCAUCCAACAACAUUUUGCUGAACUCCGAAUUCCAAGGUUUUAUAUCUGACUUUGGAACUGCUAAACUCCUUGAUCCCGACUCCUCCAAUCAAACAUUGGUUGUUGGCACUUAUGGUUAUAUUGCUCCAGAGUUUGCCUACACGAUGACAGUUACUGAAAAAUGCGAUGUAUAUAGCUUUGGAGUGGUGGCAUUAGAAGUAUUAAUGGGAAGGCAUCCGGGAGAACUCUUGUCCUCAUUAUCAUCAUCAUCAUCAUCAUCUCAAAAUAUAAUGUUAAAUGAAAUAUUAGACCAACAUCUGCCACCUCCAAAUCGUCUAAUUGGACAAGAGAUUUUGCUUAUCGCCACGAUAGCAUUUGCAUGUCUGCACACUCAGCCAAAGUCUCGGCCUACAAUGAAAUGUGUAUCACAAGAACUUCUCUCUCGUAGGAAGCCGAAUGACAUACCCUUGACUAGGGUUUCACUCUCGCAACUGAGGAAACAAGCAGCAUAUAUGGCAGGGUUAGGAUUUGCUUAUUGUUAG
Messenger RNA from Juglans regia (Persian walnut), 2061 nucleotides. RefSeq names its product MDIS1-interacting receptor like kinase 2-like. Bases 1 to 2061 code for a protein of 686 amino acids. Gene Ontology annotation, biological process: protein phosphorylation. The record is from RefSeq and is a predicted model, not a curated record. The transcript has 4 exons. Gene Ontology annotation, molecular function: protein binding; protein kinase activity; ATP binding. Lineage: Eukaryota; Viridiplantae; Streptophyta; Magnoliopsida; Fagales; Juglandaceae.